Messenger RNA from Manduca sexta (tobacco hornworm), 1980 nucleotides. RefSeq names its product dehydrogenase. The transcript has 4 exons. NCBI's taxonomy places the organism in Eukaryota, Metazoa, Arthropoda, Insecta, Lepidoptera, Sphingidae. The record is from RefSeq and is a predicted model, not a curated record. Bases 207 to 1952 code for a protein of 581 amino acids. Gene Ontology annotation, molecular function: oxidoreductase activity, acting on CH-OH group of donors; flavin adenine dinucleotide binding.
AAUAAUAACAAACUUCUGUGUUACGCUGUGCUGCGUCGCCUACGUUUUACUAUUUACUUGGCCUUAUUAUACAGAAAACAUAAGUAGAUGUUAUCUGUUCAUUUAUAUCAUUAACCUUAAUGUGGUCGGACGUUACAAUAAAGCGGUUUUAAGUGAUCUUUGACGAUAGAUAUAUUUCAGGAUUACCAGUGAGAAAAACACCAACAAUGGAUGCUGCAGCGGCUGUGGAAAAUAUAAAUUCAUUUAAUGCAGCGUUCCAUGUGUUAUCGGCUUUGCAAUUGACACAAUUCCUCUGGCCACCUCAAGCGGACAUACCAGAUGGCGCUACUUUCGAUUUUAUAGUGGUAGGCGCAGGGUCCGCGGGCUGCGUCAUUGCCAACAGAUUGUCAGAGAUUGAAGGCAUCAGCGUCCUUCUCAUAGAGGCUGGCGGAGACCCACCUGUGGAAUCUGUACUUCCAGGUUUGGCUGUGUUCGCGAAGAAAUCUGCAAGCGAUUGGAAUUACACUUCAGAAGUAGACGAAACAGGUUGCACAUUACAACACCUAAAGAAUAAACGAGUUGAAAUAACCAGAGGGAAAAUGCUUGGAGGCUCAAGCUCUAUAAACUUUAUGGCGUACACGAGAGGAAAUCCUCAUGACUUUAAUAUCUUGGCAGAUAUAACCAAGGACCCUAGUUGGGGCUGGGAUAACGUGCUUCCAUAUUUCAGGAAAAGCGAAAGACUAGAAGACCCAAUAGUUUUGAAUUCUCCAGAUAGAUUUUUCCACGGCACGCAUGGUAAUAUGGGGAUAUCAAAAUAUUCCGAUGAAGAUAAUAUUGACUACUUGGUUUCUUUUGCAGAAAUAGGGAAUAAUAUUAAAUUAGAUAUAAAUACUAAUGAUACUUUAGGCUAUACCGAAGCGAUGAUGACCAUAUCCAAAGGUAUAAGACAAAGCUCAGCAUACGCUUUUCUAUCUGAUUAUAAACACCGACCAAAUCUACAUGUUCUUAAAAAUACGCUAGUAACGAAAAUAAUUUUUGAUAACAAUAAAGCUAUAGGCGUCCAAGCUCUGCAGGAUGAUACGUUAGUAAACUUCUAUGUUAAAAAAGAAGUAAUUUUGUCGGCUGGUGUAUUCAAUUCUGCGCAAGUACUAAUGUUGUCAGGAAUAGGUCCAGAAGAGCAUUUGGUCAGCAAAGACAUCAAGGUAAUAUCAAAACUACCUGUUGGGGAAAAUUUGCAUGAUCAUAUUAACGUUUUAGUAGUUCAAAAGAUGGGCAAAGCUAAGAAAUCCAUACCUAAAAGUCCACAUGAUAAUCCCAAUGUUAUAUUGCUGGGAUUCACAACUUUAAAUGAGAGUCAAACCUUUCCAGAUUAUGAAACGAUGAGUUUCAUCUUUAGUAAUCGCGAUGACGGAUUUCUGAUGCAGUGCGCCUAUUUCUUAGCAUAUGAAAAUGAAAUCUGCCAGGAGAUUUAUGAACAGCUUGAAGGUCGGCAAUUGUUCCAUAGCCUUGUUAGUCAAUUGUACCCUCAAUCACGUGGAAAAGUUCUUCUCCGAAGUACUGACGCCAGAGAUCCUCCAUUAAUAUACCCUGAAUACUACACAAACGAUGCAGAUUUAGAAGUCCAUGUCAAAGUCCUGGAAGACUUCGCUAGAGAAACAAACACUUCAUUCUUCAGGAGUGUUAAUUCAGAGAUAUUGGUGCCUAACUCUUGUGGUUGUGGAACUAUACCUACUGGUAAGGAGUUUUGGAGAUGCUACUCAUUAUGUAUGAUGGUAUCAGGGUACCACUAUGGAGGGACAUGUGCUAUGGGAUCAGUGGUAGAUUCGGCACUACAAGUGUUCGGAGUCCAGGGUCUACGAGUAGCUGAUGCUAGUGUGAUUCCGUCUCCCCUUGGCGCUAAUCCUUGCGCAACGAUAGUCAUGAUAGCGGAAAAAUUAUCUGAUAUACUUAAACUAGAAUAUGACUUAUGGUAAACUAUAUGAAUAAAUAUUUUGUCUGGGU